UUUGGGAACAGAACUGUUAAUGAGAUCAAAUGUUUCAUCGAUGAGAAAAUGUGCAGAAUUUCGGCCAAAUCCAUCUCGUUCCUGCUUCUCCAACUGCCGGACACUUGGCUUCCCCACUACGAGUGGAAACGCCAAGUGGAUGCUUCACAUUUUAUAUAUCCGUCUUGUCCUCACAAGAAUGUACUCAAGAGAACGUGGUCAGAGAAUGCACUCAGAGCAUGAGAGUGUAGAGCACUGUAGUGCCAAGCCUGGGCUCAGGUACAGUGUGUCUGACUGGGACACCAGUAACAAGCAGAUAUCUGACACAGCAGAACACAGGAGACACAUGUCACACAUGACAAGGCAGGAAGGGAGGGCCUUACGCAAUGAGACAACCAGCAAGACUAACUGGGAUAAGAGUGACAGCUCUCGCAGACUGAGUGAUAGGAUCUGGGAUAUCUCCCGCUGGAGAGAGACUUUGGAAUCAUGCAUACAGGAAGUGGAGAAAGAGAUGGAUGCCUUAACCCUGGGGAAGGAGGAGACUGAGCGGGCUCUGACAGCCACCGCAGUGCCUCUAGAGGUCACGGUGGAGUGCCUGACCCUGAGGGAGGGUCGCCGCGGCAACGAGCUGGUCAGCGACCCAGUGGAGGCCCAGCUGAAGAAGGAAGUGGAGAUGAUCGACGGAGCACAGCGGGUGCUCCAGCAGCGCAUUGACAAGGCGUUCGAGCAGCUGUGUCUUCUUCAGGUGUCCCGGCAGCAGCUGACCCAUGACCUUCAGAACAAGAUUGAGGCCCAGGACAUUGACCUCUCCUGCUUGUCUAUCACUGUUACAUCACCUAAGACCUCCCUGAAGCCCAACCCCCUGCGCAUACCCAUAGGUUCCACCACCCCCCAGCAGUGGGAGCAGUUCAGCCAGUACAACGUGGCCCGAGCUCAGGAGGAGAUGCAGGCAUCACUGCAGCUGAGGGAGGACAUGAGUGUCACCAGGGCACAGUUGCAGAAUGAGCUGGAUGCUCAGCGAAUCGCCACAGUGUUUGCCAUCCGUAAACGCACUCACCACCUGGAGCAGGCUCACGAUGAGACGCAGUGGCAGAUGAAGAGCUCCCAGGAUGAGAUCUCAGAUAUGGAGAGGGACAUCCGUAGUCUAGAGGAUGAUCUCCAGGCUAAGAUGGCCCCACUAAAGCUGGUCCACACCCGGCUAGAGAACAGGACCAAGAGGCCUGGAGUCGAUCUCUGUAGGGAUGAGGUUCAGUAUGGGCUUGUGGAUGAAGCCAAUCAACUGGAGGCCACCAUUCUGGCUCUGAAACAGAAACUGGCCCAGGCUCAGUAUGCCCUCCAGGCUCUCCAGCUGCACCAGGCCCAUAUGGGGGAGGAUCUGUCCCGUAAGAAGGACGCCCUCUCUCUAGAGCAGCGCAGCCUUGAGACACGCAACCGCCUCGCCUCCGCUGCUUUCACUGAUGUGUCCUCUGGCGCCGUGGUCCCCCUCACCAUCUCCAGCGGGAGACACAACCUGGAGCUGGCCUAGGCUCACCAAUUCAUCUCUCACACAACCUUAGGGUUCUCUGACCGUAACCUUAUUUCCCUCAAUUUAUUAACCAUACCAUAAAUAUGCACAUUCACAUCUCAAUUGUGUUUUUGUGUCUAUGUUUAUCUUUUAGGCCCCUGUGUUUUCUGUGCGUUUUACAGCGGUCAUAGUCUUACACCUAUCUUCUGUAAGUUCCGUUAUGUGUUAUCAAUUGAACAUUGUGUAUCAAAAAAAGAUCGGCAUCAUAUUAAAACUGCAAUAUGUAACUUUUUGGGCGACCUGACCAGUUUUACAUAGAAAUAUGAAUUAUAGAUAUGUCAUUUUCUUUGAAAGCAAGUCUAAGAAGCAGUAGGUCUGUUCUAUGUGCCUUAUUUCGAUGCUUCCCGUUCUAAAGUUAUGUUUUUGUGUCUUUCGGUUUUGUUUCAAAACAGCUGAAAAUACAAUAUUAUUGGUUAUUGAAAAUAUAUUAAAGUGGUUUAGGUGGUACAAUGAUUCUCUACACUAUACUUGCUUGUUUUGUCACAAACUGAAAUUAGGCGAACCUUUAGAAGUUUAGCAGCCAGGAAAUGGUGGAGCAAUUUCUGCACAGUGCAUCUUUAAGUAAACUUUUCAAUGUAAGUAAUUAUCCUAAGAGUUCAUUCAGUUCAAAUGUAUCAUCAGCAUUUGUAAAGAUAUUGAUAUCAAUAGAAUGGGAUGCUAUUGAUGUAAAUUACAUGAUCAUUUUCUGAAUAAUCUGAAAAUAAUUUUCCAAUUGACAGGUUGGCCUAUCUAGUUUCUCAGGGAGGCAGAUUAUCUCUGAAUGUGAUUUCAUUCAAGAAACAUGACUAAUUUGCACAUGUAUUAAGAAAUCAGCUAGCUUGCUUACUGACACUUCUUCAGUUGCUAAUUCUAGGAGUCCUAGGCCUAGCUAAAUAGUCUGUUACCUGAUCUAUUGUGUGUAUUUAUGUGAGAUGUCAUAGUAUGCAGACUGUGUUGUAUGCAUGUGCCCCAAGAGAUGGCAACCUUACCAGGGUCCAGGGCCAGCUCUGUCUUGACUCUUGGUCAGCCAGCCCAAAAGGAUUAUUGUGUGUUCAGUUUAUGGUGACUAAAAUAAAUACAUGCAAAA
Oncorhynchus masou masou (cherry salmon) is the source of this 2609-nucleotide messenger RNA. RefSeq names its product tektin 2 (testicular) (gene tekt2). Gene Ontology annotation, biological process: cilium movement involved in cell motility; cilium assembly. NCBI's taxonomy places the organism in Eukaryota, Metazoa, Chordata, Actinopteri, Salmoniformes, Salmonidae. The record is from RefSeq and is a predicted model, not a curated record. The transcript is spliced from 10 exons. Bases 20 to 1504 code for a protein of 494 amino acids. Gene Ontology annotation, cellular component: microtubule cytoskeleton; nucleus.